AUGGAAGAAGAAGAAGAGUCUCAGUUUUUGGCCAUGCAAAUGGUGAGUGCUUCUGUUCUGCCCAUGGCGUUGAGAGCAGCCUUGGAGCUCCAUGUGUUCGACAUUAUAGCCGAAGCUGGUCCCCGCGCAUGCCUCUCCCCUCAAGACAUCGCAUCUCGGCUCCUCACUCACAACCCUGAUGCACCUGGUCUCCUCGAUCGUAUGCUGCGUCUUCUGGUUUCCCACUCUCUCCUCACUUGCUCUGUUCUCAGCCAUGAUCACAGGGUCUAUGGCUUGGCACCUGCUUCCAAACUGUUUGUUAAGAACAAGGAUGGAGCGUCCUUGGCUCCCUACUUGCUUAUCAUCCAAGACUACUCUAUAGUCAAUACCUGGUGUGGAACAUAUCGGAGGAGAUAUGUUUACGAGUAUUCCAGUGGGGAAUGCAAUUUUCAUGAAGAUUAUGGAAAAGUUAUUGUUGUGGAGUUGAUUGCUCCAACCUCUCCAGAAACAAAUGUUGCUACAAAAGGCAACUUGCAAAAUGAAAUGUUCAUGACAAAUAUAAAUCAUAACGGAAAGGAGAGGACAAAAGAAGAAUUUACUACUUUAGCCAGAGAAGCCGGAUUUUCUGGUAUCAAUGUGGCGUGUAGUACAUACACAUUUUCUGUCAUAGAAUUCUAUAAAUAA
Macadamia integrifolia is the source of this 663-nucleotide messenger RNA. RefSeq names its product caffeic acid 3-O-methyltransferase 1-like. Gene Ontology annotation, molecular function: O-methyltransferase activity; S-adenosylmethionine-dependent methyltransferase activity; protein dimerization activity. The transcript has 3 exons. Gene Ontology annotation, biological process: methylation. Bases 1 to 663 code for a protein of 220 amino acids. NCBI's taxonomy places the organism in Eukaryota, Viridiplantae, Streptophyta, Magnoliopsida, Proteales, Proteaceae. The record is from RefSeq and is a predicted model, not a curated record.